Molecule: messenger RNA, 1374 nt
Organism: Cucurbitaria berberidis CBS 394.84
Lineage: Eukaryota; Fungi; Ascomycota; Dothideomycetes; Pleosporales; Cucurbitariaceae
Exons: 2
Coding region: 1-1374 (457 amino acids)
Biological process (GO): unsaturated fatty acid biosynthetic process
Cellular component (GO): endoplasmic reticulum membrane
Molecular function (GO): stearoyl-CoA 9-desaturase activity; heme binding; iron ion binding
Source: RefSeq, a predicted model, not a curated record
AUGGCCGUCUCCAGCCCCUCCCCAGACCUAAAGUCUUCUCCACUUAAAGAACCUCACAUCUCCCACCAACCAGUCACCCUACAAAACUGGUACAAAAAGAUAAACUGGCUCAACACCACGCUCGUCGUUUUCAUUCCCCUCUACGGCCUCUACCUUACCAGAUCCACAGCCCUCAUUCGGCCCACCCUCAUAUGGAGUAUACUCUACUACUUCAUGACCGCCUUCGGCAUAACCGGAGGUUACCACCGCCUGUGGUCGCAUAGAUGUUUUUCUGCUCACCUACCACUUCGAAUCUUUCUUGCGUUCACAGGCGCUGGCGCAAUUCAAGGCAGCGUACGCUGGUGGAGCGCAAACCACCGCGCACAUCAUCGCUGGACCGAUACGAUGAAAGAUCCCUAUAGUGUGAUGCGCGGCCUCAUGUUCUCCCACAUCGGCUGGAUGGUGCUCAACAACGACCCCAAAGUCAAAGGCCGCACUGACGUGUCCGAUCUCGACAGCGAUCCCGUCGUCGUUUUCCAGCACAAACACUACGGUAAAUGCCUGUUGUUCACAGCUUGGGUAUUUCCUAUGCUGGUUGCUGGCCUCGGAUGGGGAGAUUGGUGGGGCGGCCUUGUGUAUGCGGGGAUCAUAAGGGCUUGUUUCGUCCAACAGGCUACGUUUUGUGUGAACUCUUUGGCGCAUUGGAUUGGCGAGCAGCCGUUUGAUGAUCGGAGGAGUCCGCGAGAUCAUGUGCUGACCGCGCUUGUGACCAUGGGAGAAGGCUAUCAUAACUUCCACCACGAGUUUCCCAGCGAUUACCGCAACGCGAUCAUCUGGUACCAAUACGACCCAACAAAGUGGUUGAUCUGGCUCUUCUCAAAGAUCCCAUUCUUCCCGCAGGCCUACAAUCUCAAGACCUUCCGAUCAAACGAGAUAGAAAAGGGUCGUCUCCAACAACAACAGAAAGCUAUCGACCGCAAAAGAGUAGGGUUGGACUGGGGUGUUCCGCUCUCUCAGCUGCCGGUUAUCGACUGGGACGACUUCCGCGCCCAGGCUAAUGCAAAUGGAGCUGCACUUGUCGCCGUCGCUGGCGUCAUCCACGAUGUGUCUGCAUUUGUGGCAGAGCAUCCUGGUGGGAAGACGUUGAUUAAGAGUGCAAUUGGCAAAGACGCCACUGCGCUUUUCAAUGGCGGUGUGUAUGAGCAUUCGAACGCCGCCCACAACCUUUUAUCUACGAUGCGUGUAGGGAUAUUGCGGGGAGGACAAGAAGUUGAGGUCUGGAAGAGCGAUGCGAGUCGUCUGGGCGCAAAAGAUAGCAAAGGGCACAUGGUGGUGGGGGCUGGUGAACAGAUUACUAGGAUUGGUGCGCCUGUUUCGGCGGCUGUUGCCGCGUAG